Schistocerca nitens (vagrant locust) is the source of this 1250-nucleotide messenger RNA. Its product is annotated as probable enoyl-CoA hydratase echA8. Gene Ontology annotation, molecular function: catalytic activity. The record is from RefSeq and is a predicted model, not a curated record. The transcript is spliced from 6 exons. The coding region runs from base 183 to 1205 and encodes 340 amino acids. NCBI's taxonomy places the organism in Eukaryota, Metazoa, Arthropoda, Insecta, Orthoptera, Acrididae.
CAUUGAACGUAGAGUCGUCAUAAUUGUCAAAGCUCAAAGCAAGGCCAUAGUGUGCCAGCGCGAAGUAAAAAUUAAAAUCUCCAAUGGAAGAUCUCUGGUGUCUAUGUGAAUGUUUGUAAAUAAAAGUGCUUGUGUUGAAUUUUGUGGUUAGGGGUCGUGUUGGGUACAUGGUAAGCGAUUAAAUGGCUUACUCUCGGAAACUUAUUGUCAGUUGCCUACGAAAACAGUUGUCGAGGAAAAACUACCAAUACUUACAGAAAAAGGCGUAUUCAACGGCAGAUGAUGAAAUAUUGGUGGACAAAGUAUUUGAUGUAACCACUAUUGGUAUCAAUAGACCAAACAAGAGAAACUGUGUAAACCCUGAAGUUGCAAGAAAACUCCGAGCAGCUGUUACAAAUUUUGAAGAUGACCCUUCUUCCUCAGUUGCUGUUUUGUAUGGUACUGGAGGCAACUUCUGUUCUGGAUUUGAUCUGGAAACUUUGGCAGAAGUGAAGAGUUUUGAGAAUUUACGCAAGGAAAUUGCAGCAGGAGGAAUGGGAUUAACAAGAAGGAUUACAAAGAAACCUCUAAUAGCUGCUGUCAGUGGCUACGCAGUAGCUGGUGGUUUUGAACUUGCAUUACUGUGUGAUCUUAGGGUUGUUGAAGAAACAGCAGUCAUGGGAGUAUUCUGUCGACGAUUUGGUGUACCACUUGUAGAUGGUGGCACUGUCCGCUUACAAGCAAUGGUUGGCCUGUCACGAGCACUGGAUUUGAUUCUAACAGGACGACCAAUUAAAGCCAAAGAAGCCUUUGAGUGGGGUCUUGCAAAUCGAGUGGUUGCCUGUGGAACAGCCCUGGGUCAAGCAGUCCAGCUUGCUUCGUCUUUAGUGAAGUUCCCACAAGCAUGUAUGUUAGCAGACAGGGAUUCAGUUUAUAACAGUGCCUUCAAUGCAAAAACCUUUGAGGAAGGAAUGGAGUAUGAAAAGAAUAGUGCAUCUGAUGAAGUCAUAGCUAUCUGGCCCUUGCAGACUUUUCUUAUUUCCAAAGUUGAAAACCCCAUUGAAAUGAUGAAGAUUUGCAAUGAUAGACAAGAUAAAAGAAAAUUUGCAGUCUGCACUUCAUGCGAUCCAGCAAGAGGCAUACCAAACUGCUUCGGGAAGUGGAAUCGGCAUUGGGAGCAGUGUAUCAACUGUGGAGGAGAGUAUUUCGAAAGAGACCAUGCAUAAUAAGUAAAAGAUAACUGUAGAAAAAUUUUGUGGACGAAGUUCCAA